Molecule: messenger RNA, 1317 nt
Organism: Bactrocera tryoni
Lineage: Eukaryota; Metazoa; Arthropoda; Insecta; Diptera; Tephritidae
Product: zinc finger protein 436
Exons: 3
Coding region: 60-1277 (405 amino acids)
Source: RefSeq, a predicted model, not a curated record
CGUGAAAUACAAUACGAAAACAAAAUAAGUACAUCAACGAUUUGGCAAAAUUUGCCAAAAUGACUCCAGGAAAUAAAGCUAAUUCAGAUAGUGAUUUGGAAAGUGUAAUUUCUUUUCAAGAUGUUCCGAAGCCACGUCGUAACAGCACUGGUCCCAAAUAUGUAUGCAUCAUAGAGGGAUGCGGCAAAAGUUUCAAGCGUCUGGAUCAUCUCGAUCGGCAUGAGUAUCACCACACAGGAAUUAAAAAACAUUAUUGCAUAUAUGACGGCUGCGAUAAAGUAUAUUCCAUUUUGACGCACUUGAAACGUCAUUUGCGUACUACACAUGAACGAGUGGGGCCACCAGUGAAGAAUGUGCCAUGUCAGAUACCCGGUUGUUUAAAAAUGUUCCAGUCGGAGGCUAAUAUGUAUCGACAUAUUCGGGAAGUUCAUGAAAAUCCUAAAAUCUACCCUUGCUCGUUUUGUUCAGAAAAGUUCACGCAAAAAUUAAAAUUACGCAGGCACGAAAUUCAAACGCACACUGGUGAAUACCCUUAUAUUUGUGAAAAGUGCUCAAGGGGAUUUUAUCAACAAUGGGAACAUGAACGACACGUUCCAAGCUGCAAAGUAUACAUUUGUGCCAAUUGUAACUUGAAGUUUGAUAAAUGGACAAAAUACGUUAAACAUUGUAAAGAGAAACAGCAUGGACGCAAGUAUUAUCAGUGCGAACAAUGUGAACGUGUGUAUGGAAAACCCAGCGAAUUACAAAAACAUAUAGCAGCUAAACAUAUGGACGAGGAGAAGAAAAUGAAUUUUAAAUGCAACAAUUGUGAACGUAGUUACGCCUAUGAACGAAAUUUAAAGCAACAUAUACGUAUCGCACAUGGAGGAAAACGUUUUGAAUGUGCAGAGCCAGGUUGUGAACGUAUUUUUAGUAGUGGACAAAAUUUAGCAAAACAUUUAGAGCGCGAUCACUCUACUUCGACAGAAAAGAAAAGUGAAGUUUCAAAGGCAAAUAAAAAGCCUAAUAUCAAGAGUACACGUAAAAAGCGGAAGGACGCAGGCCGGUCUAUUAUGUCAAAUCUAUCAAAGUUCAGCGGUAUAGCUGUCGAUAAAAAUUUUGACGUAUUGCUUAGGAAACGUGAAGAUAUUGCUUUAGAUAUAGCAGCUGAUGUAUUGGCAAAGGAUCAAAGUGAAAGCGACGAAAGUGAAGAUAAUUUACCACUUUCGCAAUUAACGCAAGUGAAUAAGGAUGAGGGAUUGGAAAACUUAAUGACCGCUGUUUUGGCUGAUGUCUGAUACUAGUAAAAUAUUAUUAGUUUUUUUUUUUUUAAUAAAA